Molecule: messenger RNA, 561 nt
Organism: Monoraphidium neglectum
Lineage: Eukaryota; Viridiplantae; Chlorophyta; Chlorophyceae; Sphaeropleales; Selenastraceae
Exons: 3
Coding region: 1-561 (186 amino acids)
Source: RefSeq, a predicted model, not a curated record
AUGGACCUCCUCCAAAGCCACGAGGAGCAGAUGGAGCUCCUCAAGCAGGCCGCAGAGCUGCUGCAGAACUGCUCUCUGGGGCAGGAUGGGUCGCUCAAUAAGGGGGCGCCGCUGCAGCUCGGGCGUGGGCAGGAGCCUCUGGGGGUGGCAGAGCUCAUGGGCAAGCUGGAGCAAGCGCUGGGCGCAAGCACCCCCAAGACCCGCGAAGAGUUUUCGGACGCGGCGCACCUCCGCCCCAACACCCCCGACGUGCCCGCCCGCCCCCGCGGCGGCGCGGGGCCCCCGGGGUCGCCCGCGCCCGCUGUGCGGUUCGUCCAGCUGCAGACCGGCGGGCAGUCCGCGACGAGCCUCGGCAUCGCGCCCGGCGGGCGGCGGAGGCGUCUGGCUAUGAAGGCCGCGAUGGCCACCAGCGCCAGCGGCCUCGACCCCGCCGUCUACUGCAAGACGGUCGUCCUGGAGUGUGGCGGGCAGCAGCCCACGAGCUUCGGGCUAGGUCCUGGGGAGCGCAAGGGCGACUACGCGCGCUCGCGGAUGCUGGCUGCAAAGGAGGCCGGCGCCUGA